AUUCGCUCAAAACAGGAGCAGCAUCUACCGUGAGCACAUGGAUGCGAGCGAAAACGGCUAGUGGAAAUAUUUCAUCUGUUUUUGUAUUCCUAUUUUAUUCGGCAGCAAACUGAUGCAGUGCUGUCGGACGGACGGCGCAAGCAGGAUGCGCAGAAAAACCAGGCAAGAUAAAGGACAAAGAGAAACCAGCCGUGAACUAUCCAUCUGAGGCAUGACUGAUAUUUAAAGGGCCAGCGCUGUUUCCUGCAGGCGCUGACCGACUCUCUCCUGUUCUCUCCCCGUGACGUCACGAGGGAUUUCGACGUUUCUCCCCCGCUGCUGCAAAACACGUGGGUCCUUAUGAGCGACCCUCAUAUACGGUUAGUCGUGGUCCUCUGAGCUUUGGAAGACGGUUGAACAGAUAUGGCAGACAGGGUGCAGGGGCUGCCGUACUUCUUCGGCAACAUCACACGAGAGGAGACGGAGGAGUACCUUCGGCAGGGAGGAGCCGGGGACGGCCUGUACCUGCUGCGCCAGAGCCGCAGCUUCCUCGGCGGAUUCGCUCUGUCCGUGGCCUACGGCCGGCAGUUCUACCACUACACCAUCGAGAGAGAGAUGAACGACACGUACGCCAUCGCCGGCGGAAAAUCCCACAGAACCCCAAUAGAUGUGAUCGACUACCACUCGCAGGAGUCCGACGGGCUCGUCUGCCUGCUGAAGAAGCCUUUCAGCCGGCCCCGGGGCACUGAGCCUAAAGUCGGGCCCUUUGAGGACCUCAAGGAGCAGCUCAUCCGGCAGUACGUCAAACAAACCUGGAACCUACAGGGUUCGGCUCUGGAGCAGGCUAUCAUCAGCCAGAGGCCUCAGUUGGAGAAACUCAUAGCCACAACGGCUCAUGAGAAGAUGCCGUGGUUCCAUGGCAAGAUCGAGCGUGAGGACUCAGAGCUGCGGCUGCUCGAGAGCUCACACAUCAAUGGCAAAUUCCUAAUCAGACAAAGAGAAAACAAUGGCAGAAAUGUGUCCUAUGCUCUGUGUCUCCUGCAUAAUAACCAAGUCAUGCACUAUCGCAUUGAUAAAGACAAGGCUGGCAAACUCUCCAUUCCUGACGGGAAGAAGUUCGACACACUUUGGCAGCUGGUAGAACAUUAUUCGUACAAGCCCGACGGCCUGCUCCGAGUGCUCACCGAGACCUGCCCGAGACCGCCACAGAGUUCGCUCCUAGGUGCCACAGGUGGGAUUCUCUCCAGAAUCAAAUCAUACUCCUUCCCCAAACCUGGCCAAAAAAAGGUUCAUAGCGAAAAUCCAUAUAACUUCAGAUCAAACAUCAGAGGUGAACUUCCUAAGCCUAAUAUCUUCAACACAGAGGCUAUGCCAAUGGACACGCAGGUGUAUGAGAGUCCAUAUGCAGAUCCUGAAGAGUUGCGCUCAACGACAGUGAAGCGAAGCGACCUGACUCUGGAAGAUGGAGAGCUGGGCUCAGGCAACUUCGGCACUGUCUUGAGAGGAGUCUACCAGAUGAAAAAGACACAGAAAGUUGUUGCUGUUAAGAUCCUGAAGAACGACGAUAAUAACACUGCGGUGAAAGACGAGAUGCUGCGGGAAGCAAACGUCAUGCAGCAGCUGGAUAACCCGUACAUCGUUCGCAUGAUUGGCAUCUGUGAAGCCGAGAACCUCAUGCUGGUCAUGGAGCUCGCUGAGCUGGGGCCCCUGCAUAAGUUCCUCCAAAAGAACAAACACAUCAAUGUGAAGAACAUCACAGAGCUGGUUCAUCAGGUCUCUAUGGGAAUGAAAUAUCUGGAAGAGCACAACUUUGUUCACAGAGAUCUUGCAGCCAGGAACGUGCUUUUGGUCACUCAGCACUAUGCCAAGAUCAGCGACUUCGGACUCUCUAAAGCCCUGACGGAAGAAGAGAACUAUUACAAGGCCAAAGGUCAUGGUAAAUGGCCGCUGAAAUGGUACGCUCCGGAGUGCAUGAACUACCUGAAGUUCUCGUCCAAGAGCGACGUGUGGAGCUUUGGAGUCCUGAUGUGGGAGGCCUUUUCAUACGGACAGAAACCGUACAAGGGUAUGAAAGGAAAUGAAGUCAUCCAAAUGAUCGAGAGCGGAGAGAGAAUGUCCGCUCCAGUCGACUGCCCGGCUGAGAUGUACGACCUCAUGAGGAAAUGCUGGACAUACAAGCCUGACGAGAGACCUGGAUUUUCAGUAGUUGAACCCAGAUUGCGGCAUUACUAUUAUGACAUAUCUCAGUGAUGAGCAAACAUGUACAAUUAUACAAUACAGUAUUUCAAAACGGUCGGUCAGGUGGUAAAGCGAUUUUUCAGUUAUAUUUGUUAUUGUUUUCCCCCCUGCGUCAUUGGUGCAAAUGAUUGACAGUAUUUUGUUUUUAAUCAUUUAAAGCAAUAACUCCUCUUGCAGUUUUUGUACUUACCAAGCUAUUUUUGUUAGAAACUGUACAAAUUAAACGUGUUGAUUUUGUUUCUAAAAGCAUGUUUAGAGAGAACAUCAGUGUUUCGUGUUUGAAGCCAAGUCAGUAUUUUAUGUAACAGCCAGACAUCUACAGUAUUUCCAUUCCUUUCUCUCACAUUUACCGGGUUUUUGUCUUCAGCUUAGUGCCAAAUUCUAUUUUUUUAACAUUGAGUGUAUGAUUAAACGUUUUGUGUUUGAACAUGCUGGUAUGUUUACCUCUUAUGAUCAGGUAUAAUUUGCAUGUCAUCUAUGACAGACUAAGCAGGGUCUUCUUUUAUGGUUAGUUUUCUCCGCGUUUAUGCUGUGUUUCAGCUUGAUUCAGUCGCUCCAGACUUUGUGCAAAUAACUGAUAACUGAACAGAAUUGCAUGACACAUUGAAAUCUUGCUCUUCCUAUUUAAUGAGACUGAUAAAUCAUACUGAGCGAACUAAAAAUGUAUGGCUGCAAUACGAUUGUCGAAAAAAGCUUUCAAAAGAAAUAAAGUAAUUUGAAAUAAA
Puntigrus tetrazona (Sumatra barb) is the source of this 2942-nucleotide messenger RNA. RefSeq names its product spleen tyrosine kinase (gene syk). Gene Ontology annotation, molecular function: ATP binding; signaling receptor binding; non-membrane spanning protein tyrosine kinase activity. Gene Ontology annotation, biological process: intracellular signal transduction; cell surface receptor protein tyrosine kinase signaling pathway; cell differentiation. The transcript has 14 exons. Bases 403 to 2229 code for a protein of 608 amino acids. NCBI's taxonomy places the organism in Eukaryota, Metazoa, Chordata, Actinopteri, Cypriniformes, Cyprinidae. Gene Ontology annotation, cellular component: extrinsic component of cytoplasmic side of plasma membrane; cytoplasm. The record is from RefSeq and is a predicted model, not a curated record.